GAAUAUGAGAAAGGCAGCGAACACUCAGCGUGAUGAUGCAAUACUAAAUUGUGAAAAUGGAACAGAUUUCAAAAGUCAAAUAGAUGAGUGGUACCAGAAGAACAAUGUUGUGUCUAAGCUUAUACCCACGGAAGAAGGGAGUGACAAAAGAUUUACAGAAAAGGAGGAUGGAGAUCAAAAUGAUCCGGAAUGGGAAAAACAAAAUUUGCGAUAUGGGUGGGGAAGAUGGACACCAAACUGCCUGCAAGUGUUUAACACAAUCCGAUGGUACGUGUUCUGGGUGUCCAUCUUUAGUGUCUUCCAAGGAUUUAUUGUCAACGGUGUGGUCAAUGCCAUUAUCACAACUCUAGAGAAACGAUUCGACCUUCCAAGUUCAAAAUCCGGUCUCAUAGCCAGUUCCAACGACUUUCUUGCCUUCUUUUUGGUGUUGGUGAUCAGUUUUUAUGGUAGCGAAAGGCACAAGCCCAAACUGAUAGGGAUAGGUGUGAUGGUAUUAGGGCUGGGGUCAUUUAUAUUCUCACUACCUCAUUUCCCACCAGAUCUCUACGACUAUGGAGGUUCAGAUCUCGAUGCAUUUGAAAAUGUAUGCCGUCAGAACAAUGGGACCACAAAAUGUGUUCAAAUGGAGGAAGCAUCCUCAUCACAGAAGUAUCUAUACGUGUUUUUGUUGGCCAAUGCCCUACAUGGUGCAGGUUCCACGCCCAUGUUCACACUGGGAACCAGUUUCAUAGAUGAGAACAGCAAGGCGGAGCAAACGCCGCUUUUUCUUGGUAUUAUAUACUGUGUGGCAGCCCUUGGCGUAGCUGCAGGAUAUAUGGGCGGAGGACAAUUUCUUAACAUCUAUACAGACGCUGACACUGUAGAUGUUACCAAACUGGAUAUAACACCGAUGGAUCCUAGAUGGGUAGGUGCAUGGUGGAUCCCUUUCUUGAUCAGUGGGGCCGCAAUGUUUAUUAUUGCUAUACCCAUAUUUGGAUAUCCAAAACGUCUUCCAGGUAGUCUGGCAAUACAACAACAAAGAAAAUCGGAGACUUCAAAACAUGCGAAUGACGAACUUCCGCCGAACUUUGGGAAAAAUUGGAGAAAUUUUCCACGGGCAAUGUUUAAUUUGAUCAGAAACCCAACAUUUUUGUUUCUCUCGCUCAGCGCAUGCGUAGAGGGGAUGAUCAUCAGCGGUGUUGCUACAUUUGGCGCCAAAUUUCUGCAAGAAAAAUUUAACCUGCCUGCUGCAUUUGCUAGUUUUAUUAUGGGUAUUAUUACGGUACCAGGUGCUGGCGGAGGAAUGCUGCUGGGAGGAUUCAUUGUGAAAAAGAGAAAAUUGAAGUGUAAAGGAAUUAUUAGAAUGAAUAUGAUUGCUGCGUUUCUUGGUAUAGUGCUUGGCUGCGUGUUCUUGCUGCAGUGCCCAGCACAGCAUAUAGCCGGUGUCACAUCUGAGUACAUCACGGUAAACUCAUAUAAUGGACCAGUUAACUUGGAUCACCAGUGUAACACUGAAUGCGCAUGCUCGGGCGCGACUUACGAGCCGGUGUGUGGAAUGGAUACCAGUAUUUAUUUCACACCUUGCCAUGCUGGAUGUAACGAAGAAUUUGUCUUUAUGGAAGGUCCAAUGGGGCCUUUUAAAAUGUAUACUAACUGUAGUUGCGUAGCAGCCAGUAUAAUGUAUAAUCUGAAUCUCACAAUGCAACACGAGAUCACCAUGACAACGCCAACGACAACGCCAGUUUCUGUCACGACGGAGGGAAUGUCUGCAAAUACAACAGGGCCACCUUUAGGAGCGUACCAGGGUAUUUGUAUGUCAGACUGCAAGCUACUUUAUGUUGUUGCUCCGCUGUUGUUUUUUGGUAUGCUGGUCACCUUCAUGACAUGUUCUCCCACACAGACUGCCACGAUGAGAUGUGUCCAAGGACACCAAAGAUCAUUGGCAAUAGGAUUUCAAUGGCUUUUACUAAGAUUAUUAGGAACAACACCAGGGCCUCUCAUGUUAGGGUCUAUUAUGGACAGUGCGUGCCAUGUAUGGCAAGAUAUCUGUGGCACAACCGGAAAUUGCUGGAUCUAUGAGAAGACAAGCAUGGGAGUUAAGCUAUUUGUUUGGUGGAUAACGGUGAAAAUAGCGGCCCUGGCAUUUUACUUUGCCGCUCAGUACUUUUACAAACCCCUUGAUGAGGUUUCAGAUGAUGAAGCUGAAACCGACGAGGUUAUGCAGGCAUUAGAAUGUCUGGGAUUGAAAUAUAUGCUAAUUUUAUUUCAUUGUGAUCGUCAUUUGCCUUUAAAGUUGGUUCAACAAUAAUCUUUUGUUGAUCUGGUUUGCUAGUGUAUAUCGUAACUGAACAGUUAGCAUAGUUGCCAGUACCAAUGGUAAGAGAUCUGCUACUUUGCUUGACCAAUAUCCAUCAUUCUUAAUAUUUUCUAUUUCAGAGAGAUAUUCAGCAACAAAUUCCUCCUCUUUUUCGGGACCAUACUUGUCUAUUAAGAACCCCAUAUAUUCCACUGCAUUUUCUUCUAAGUGGGUACACAUUGAGUUUCUUAGUUGAGAAUGUGAUUCUGAUAUAAGGUCUGAAUAGCAUGCUGCUUGGAAAAAACAGUUCCCAUCGGCAGGAACCUUAUCCCGUUUAAGUCCUUCAUCAUUUAAAAAUCGGUCUAAACGCCCUUCGUUUGCUGCUAUUAACGUUUGUCUCAUUAUUUCUUCAUUAUAGCUCAAUGUCUUC
Molecule: messenger RNA, 2705 nt
Organism: Mercenaria mercenaria
Lineage: Eukaryota; Metazoa; Mollusca; Bivalvia; Venerida; Veneridae
Product: solute carrier organic anion transporter family member 4A1-like
Exons: 14
Coding region: 5-2287 (760 amino acids)
Biological process (GO): transmembrane transport; sodium-independent organic anion transport
Cellular component (GO): membrane
Molecular function (GO): protein binding
Source: RefSeq, a predicted model, not a curated record